Psammomys obesus (fat sand rat) is the source of this 2129-nucleotide messenger RNA. It is a transcript of the gene Abi1, whose product is annotated as abl interactor 1. The coding region runs from base 191 to 1468 and encodes 425 amino acids. The record is from RefSeq and is a predicted model, not a curated record. Gene Ontology annotation, cellular component: lamellipodium; intracellular anatomical structure. The transcript is spliced from 10 exons. NCBI's taxonomy places the organism in Eukaryota, Metazoa, Chordata, Mammalia, Rodentia, Muridae. Gene Ontology annotation, molecular function: SH3 domain binding; cadherin binding.
AUUCUCGCGAGAAAGUGAGGCUGAGGCGACUGUUCGCACCGAGUGGAGGAAGAGGAGGAGGUGCAGUCCCACAAUACCCGGCGGAGGGCGGGUGGGUGGUCAGCGUCUGGGCUGCGCGGCGCUCCGGUUCCCGGUGGACCCAGCUGCCUCUGUCUCUAACGCGCGAGGAAGCGAUGCGGAGGGGUGGAAAAUGGCAGAGCUGCAGAUGUUACUAGAGGAGGAGAUCCCGUCCGGCAAGAGGGCGCUGAUUGAGAGUUACCAGAACCUGACCCGGGUGGCGGACUACUGUGAGAACAACUACAUACAGACUGUGGAUAUUCAUAAAGAAAAAGUGGCUCGAAGAGAGAUUGGUAUUUUGACAACAAAUAAGAAUACAUCAAGAACUCACAAAAUAAUAGCACCUGCAAAUAUGGAGCGCCCUGUCAGGUAUAUUCGGAAGCCUAUUGACUACACAGUUUUGGAUGAUGUGGGCCAUGGAGUUAAGUGGCUAAAAGCCAAGCACGGAAAUAACCAGCCUGCACGAACUGGCACAUUGUCGAGAACAAACCCUCCCACGCAGAAACCACCAAGCCCUCCUGUGUCAGGCCGGGGAACUUUGGGACGGAAUACCCCUUACAAAACCCUAGAGCCUGUGAAGCCUCCAACAGUUCCUAAUGACUACAUGACUAGUCCUGCGAGGCUUGGAAGCCAGCACAGUCCAGGCAGGACGGCUUCUUUAAAUCAGAGACCAAGGACGCAUAGUGGAAGUAGUGGAGGAAGUGGAAGUCGAGAAAACAGUGGAAGCAGUAGUAUUGGCAUUCCCAUUGCUGUGCCUACACCAUCACCUCCCACUGCGGGCCCAGCAGCCCCUGGCGCAGCUCCUGGUUCCCAGUAUGGCACAAUGACCAGGCAGAUUUCUCGACACAACUCUACCACUUCUUCGACAUCUUCUGGUGGAUAUAGACGAACUCCCUCUGUGACUGCCCAGUUCUCUGCUCAGCCUCAUGUUAAUGGAGGUCCACUUUAUUCUCAAAAUUCAAUUUCUAUUGCCCCACCUCCUCCCCCUAUGCCUCAGUUGACUCCACAGAUUCCUCUCACAGGCUUCGUGGCCAGGGUGCAGGAAAACAUUGCUGACAGCCCAACUCCACCACCUCCUCCUCCACCAGAUGACAUUCCCAUGUUCGAUGACUCGCCACCUCCUCCGCCACCUCCUCCGGUGGACUACGAAGAUGAGGAAGCUGCAGUAGUUCAAUACAGUGACCCAUAUGCAGAUGGGGAUCCUGCAUGGGCUCCCAAGAACUACAUUGAGAAAGUUGUUGCAAUAUAUGAUUAUACAAAAGACAAGGAUGAUGAGCUGUCCUUUAAAGAGGGUGCAAUCAUCUAUGUCAUAAAGAAGAAUGAUGAUGGCUGGUUUGAAGGAGUUUGCAAUCGAGUGACUGGACUCUUCCCUGGGAACUAUGUUGAAUCAAUCAUGCACUAUACUGAUUAGUGUUUUUUCUUUUAUUUCUUUUGCUUUCUUUUCAUGUAGGUUAUUACUCCAUUGUACUGUGGGACUGUAUGGUUAACAGAAUUGUUUUAAUGUUUAAAAUGUGCCCAUAUUUUCAGGACAUGUUUUACCGGUAUAUUUGGGUGUCUACCUGUAAGCAUAAAUUUUGGAAGCAGUUCAAAUAUUGCUGAACAGCAAUUCAUACCGGAGACUGCCUGUAAUUGAUUAUGCGUAUGUACUCACAUAUUGAUAGUUUGUGACCAGCCUAAAUAUUCUGGGAAUGUGGAUUAUUCUGUUUAACAAAUCAUGGUUCAGUAUGCACCAUUACAUGUUUCAGUGCAGCGUGGUCACUAACAUGUCCGACUAAUAGGAAAAUCAGAGAAGUUCAGUGCUGGUGCUGGUCAGACUUUUGGUUUCAAUUCUCAUUUAAAAAAAAUACUGUGUUUAAAGCAUGCAUAAAAUUUUAUGUAUUGAAAUAUACUUAACAAUUCAAGAUGCUUCCAAUUUGUGUAACACUUAUCUGGAGUACUCAUACUUGAGUCUCUUAAGUUCUCCAUGAAAUGAAAGAUUAUCUGUAAUGUUGUAAUUUGUAUCUAAGUUUUUUAAUGGGUAAAAUUUGCAUUAUAAAUUUUUCCAUUCAUAAAUAUAUAAGUGAACCAAAGGA